AUGAUGAGUCACGCGAAUUACACGGAGAAUAACGUUCGGUUGAUUAGGGAAAUCGAAGGAAAGAGCGACUACUACGCGAUUCUUGGAUUGGAGAAGAGCUGCUCCGUCGAAGAGAUUCGGAAAGCGUAUCGGGAGCUCUCGCUGAAGGUUCAUCCCGAUAAGAACAAAGCGCGGGGCUCACAAGACGCGUUCAAUAAAAUCUCGGAGGCUUACAAGAGUUUGAAGGAUGCCCAUUCUAGAAGCACGCAUGACCAGACCAACGGGCCGAGGCAGAGGAGGACCAGUCCUCCUCCUCGGCCCAACAGUCCUCUUCCUCGGCCCAGCGGCAUGGAGAAUCCCAAAAGGAGUCAGGUUAACGAUUUUGUGCUUCUGGUUCUGCUUCUGCCGCUGUUGAUGGUUAUUCUGGUGGCGUGCUCGCCGUUUCUGAGCAGAGUAUUCCUUGCUCUGAUUUAA
This is a messenger RNA of Vigna angularis (adzuki bean), 453 nucleotides long. Its product is annotated as chaperone protein dnaJ 49. The record is from RefSeq and is a predicted model, not a curated record. Bases 1 to 453 code for a protein of 150 amino acids. NCBI's taxonomy places the organism in Eukaryota, Viridiplantae, Streptophyta, Magnoliopsida, Fabales, Fabaceae. Gene Ontology annotation, biological process: cellular response to misfolded protein. Gene Ontology annotation, molecular function: Hsp70 protein binding. The transcript has a single exon. Gene Ontology annotation, cellular component: endoplasmic reticulum membrane.